This is a messenger RNA of Sorex araneus (European shrew), 743 nucleotides long. RefSeq names its product coiled-coil domain containing 12 (gene CCDC12). Bases 16 to 477 code for a protein of 153 amino acids. The transcript is spliced from 7 exons. NCBI's taxonomy places the organism in Eukaryota, Metazoa, Chordata, Mammalia, Eulipotyphla, Soricidae. The record is from RefSeq and is a predicted model, not a curated record. Gene Ontology annotation, cellular component: post-mRNA release spliceosomal complex; U2-type spliceosomal complex.
GGGUCGGCGGCCAAGAUGGCGGCUGCUGCUGCCGGUGUGGGCCGGCUGGAGGAAGAGGCUUUGCGGCGGAAAGAACGGCUAAAGGCCCUACGGGAGAAAACCGGGCGCAAGGACAAGGACGAUGGGGAGCCAAAGACCAAGCAGCUCAGAGACGGAGAGGAGGAAGGCGAGAAGCACCGGGAGCUCCGGCUGCGCAACUAUGUCCCCGAGGACGAGGACCUGAAGAAGAGGAGGGUGCCCCAGGCCAAGCCCGUGGCAGUGGAGGAGAAGGUGAAGGAGCAGCUGGAGGCCGCCAAGCCAGAGCCUGUCAUUGAGGAAGUGGGCCCCUUCACAUGUGUCUCUUUCCUUCCAACCCCCGCCCCUCCCAGGACCUGGCCAACCUCGCGCCCCGCAAGCCUGAUUGGGACCUCAAGAGAGACGUGGCCAAGAAGCUGGAGAAGCUGGAGAAACGGACCCAGAGAGCCAUCGCCGAGCUGAUCCGGGAGAGGCUGAAAGGCCAGGAGGACAGUCUGGCCUCUGCAGUGGCCGCCCCCACCGAGCAGGAGGCCUGCGACUCCGACUGAGCCUCGCCCCUGCUCGCUGCCUGCCUUCGCCUCCGUGUGGCUUCAGGGCGGGGACCCGCCGCCCGUCUCUGUGAAGCCCCCCGGCAGCCCCCUGCGCUGUCUGGGCUGCUCACUCUGUACAUAUGUAUGUUUCCAACUUUUUUUUUUUUUUUAAUAAAAACAAACCUGUGCAAACAGAAA